Molecule: messenger RNA, 4372 nt
Organism: Haliotis rufescens (red abalone)
Lineage: Eukaryota; Metazoa; Mollusca; Gastropoda; Lepetellida; Haliotidae
Exons: 10
Coding region: 386-3751 (1121 amino acids)
Source: RefSeq, a predicted model, not a curated record
CCGGGAGUCUAACCUGCUUCCAAUGCGGCCAGGUUCUGAAAGUGAUGGCGGGGGAGGAUCCUUUGUACAAACACGUGGAUCUCUACCGGAACUGCAGCCAUGCCUGUAGAAUGCUGGGAAGGCGACCUAGAUCGGGGGGAGACGUGGCUCCACUGAUACUGUACCAAGUAACUGGUCCCUGGUCUCCUUUGCGCUGCGACAUAUUCCUUGAAGUAGGAGACGAAAAGAAAGAGACUCACGACGUUUAUGCAGAGUGACGACCGUCAGAGCCAGCCAACUUCCCACUUCGUCAACACUGUUCAACACGUAAGCUUUGUAAACAGUGGCGCUACGGGGUUAUUGUACACACCAAAAAAGCAACACAGACAGUAGAGAAAGUUCAAACAUGACCUUCAAAUCUGAUUCAAAGAAGAAACAGGAGCGUUCAGAACAUAUUCAAGGUCUGCUGCCGGAGAGUCGCGUGAACAUCUUUAAAAUACCAUCUAUUGUUUUUUACUUCGUGCAAUGCAUAGCUGUACAGUUAUACAGAAGUGUAGUUUCUGCCACUGAGGAUUCGCAGAUGGCAGAUUACUGUGAAGAAGACAAUACUCUACAUGACGCAUCUUCAAAACCGAAUAGGCUUUACAGAGAAAUCAAUGAAGAUGGUACACUGGUGAAAGUUCUGAGCAAAAUACUAUACAUCGACAGGCACUUUGACAUACCAUUUACAGGAGCAUAUUUUGUGGACAGUGUGCUACCCAUUUUGGAAAACGAAAGCAAUCCUCUUGAAGCCCUUGCUGAACAUUCAAAGGGACAUCCUGAAGGCACCAGGGAGUGGCUUCGGGAAUCCAUAAAACAAAGGAGUGAAGUAUUGUCAUUUCAUGGUUUUAAAUUUUCUGAGUUACUAACGGUUAGAAUAAAUAGUAUUGAAUAUGAAUAUAUGGCACCAACAUUUGGUCAAAAUGCAGAGCCCUGUCUUGUUGAUUUGAAACGUUUUCAAGAGAAAUUAACAACGCUUUGUGGGACAAGAAUGUCUUAUACCGAAUUGCCAGAUAAAGAUCUGAGUGAUGUCUUGCAACGUGAACAAUACCAACAAAUUUUGAAAACAUUAAAUCACCUGGAACAUUUAUUGGAAUAUAGGCCACCGAUAGAUGUCAGCACUGGUCAUCCAGAUGAGAGUAAGAUGCAAUAUCUGUGCAAAACGUUGGAAAGGUUUUUAUUGCAAAGAAUAGAGAUUGAAAGUCAAAAUCAAUUAAGUUCACCCUUCAUUACACUGCGUGAUUAUUUCGAAAAAUUGGCGAGGAGAGAAGCAGUAGAUACGGAGGAAGAAAUGCGACAUGAAGGUUUGAGGUUUGCAUCCUUCAAUAGAAUAAACGUCAACACUUCAUCCCUCCGUCUGGCGGCAGCAGGGUUCUACGCUACAGGAGAUGGAGAUGAGACAAGGUGCUUCAGCUGUGGUGUGACACACAGGAACUGGACAGUCAAUGACAACCCAUUUGUUAUUCACAGUCAAAUUUCUCCAAACUGCAUCCAUACAGCUAGCACUGAUGAAAGGAAUGUUCCUAUUCAACUUCCAUCAGAUUAUGCAUCAGUCAAUUCACCAACAGCAAGCAGUGGUAGCACAUCAGGGGCGAAUAAGUCAGGAUACACACCUACCCAACUACAAGGGGCGGUUGGUAUAAACAUUAACACAACAACAGAAGAAAACAGUCAGAGUGUUGAUGAAAUACCGGAUGUUACUCCUGUGCAGACCGCUCAUUACAAUGAUGGGGGAUUGUCUUCAUCACAAACAUCGACGCUGAGGUUUGAGGAUGCCGUACAUCCUCACUACAGUAACGCUGCACUGCGUUUAGAUUCUUUUCAACUGUGGCCUGAAGGACACAGUCAACAUCCCGAAGAACUUGCCAGAGCAGGAUUUUUCUAUGCUGGUUACUCUGACUGUGUGCGGUGCUUUGUCUGCGGUGUUGGUCUGAGGACCUGGGAGGAGGGGGAUGACCCCUGGGUGGAGCACGUGCGCUGGAGGUCAUCAUGUGCCUAUUUAGAAGCAGCAAGAGGAAAGAACUUUGUCAUCCAGACACUGGCAGCCAUUGCGCGUUGCACACAGACAUCACAGUCUGGUGAAAAUCAUCAGAGUGCUCCCGAUACAAGACACAACUAUGAUACUUCAGAAGAAGAUGUUUUGAGGACUGGUGUGUGUGGGCGAGCCUUAGAGAUGGGUUUCAGCAGAGAACAAGUUAGGUCUGCAGCUCAGUCAACCAUUAACAGUAGAGGGAGACAAGCAUUAAGGCUAGAUGUUCUUCUUGAGAACAUAUUUGCAGCUGACGGAGAAUCAGAACAAGUACAAGCUAGUCAAGGUGGAUACUCUGAUGUAGAACACCACUCACAGGGACAGACUGGGCAAGAGGUGAAAGAGGUGUUGCGAAGUGGAGUUGGAAACAUGGAUAGCACAUCUUCAGAUAAAACUGUCAAUAACACAACAAGACAGGCUCACCUGCUCAGAUCACCAGCAGGCAAAACAGACAGUGGAUACAAAUCAUUACCCAUUGAGAACCAUGCCGGAUUGCCUCCUACACAGCAAACUUCGGGUAACUUUGAAACUGAACAUCCAUUUGUAAGUUCAAACAUCAAGUACAAUCUCGAAAUUGUAGCUCCAGAAUCACCAGGAGCAAAACCCGCUGUUUCCGAAGAGACAGAAAGACAAAGGCAAUCAGAUGCACCUGUGAAUAGAUUCUCAAGUUUGCCUACCAACCGACACGAAGUCAAGGGGAUUGAUAAAAUAAAGAAAAAUUAUAUUAAGAAAGGUAAAAGGAAGGAAGAGGUAAAAGCCACAGAGGAAGAGACACGGCAGCUGAGAGAGUCAAGUACAUGUAAGGUCUGUCUUGAGGACCCUGCCAACAUCGUCUUCCUUCCCUGUGGACAUCUGGUGGCUUGUGCCGUGUGCACACCUGCUCUAGAACGUUGUCCAGUCUGCAGGACACACAUCCGGGGGACCGUCCGUGUCCAUCUGGCAGAUAUGGCUUCUCGAGAGAAACAAAUUAACUACUAUGAUGACAGAGAGAAAAAAAUAUCUGUGCGUGGUGUUCCCAGUGACACUUCUGACAUGGACCAGUCCUCACUGGAUGAAAAAUAUAAAGAAUUUAUUAAAGAUUUGAAAUAUGGGUCAAUUGAUAGCAUGUUAGAAAGAUCAUAUGUUGUGACACCUUUUAUUUCUCUUCGUGAUCAUUUCACUGAAAGAGCAAGAGAUGAAGCAACAGCACCUGAUGAAGAAAUGAGGUUUGAAGGUUUGCGUUUGAAGUCUUUUGACCAAGUGAACAUGAACGUCUCAUAUCUUCAACUGGCAAAAGCAGGGUUCUAUGCUACAGGUGAUGGUGAUGAGACUCAGUGUUUCAGUUGUGGUGUCACCCACAAGAAUUGGCAUCCGAAGGACAACCCGCAUAACCUGCAUUCAAGGAAGUCUCCAAACUGCAUCCAUAUAACUGGCACUGAUGCAAGAAAUGUGCCUAUUCACAUGCCAGCAGUAAGUGAUGGAAGUCAUGCGCCACAAGUCAGAAACUGGAGUACUCAUGAGACCCAGCAGCUUAAAGAGUCGAGUGUGUGUAAGGUCUGUCUGGAGCGCCCUGCCAACAUCGUCCUCCUUCCCUGUGGACAUCUGGUGGCUUGUGCCGUGUGCACACCUGCUCUAGAAUGUUGUCCAGUCUGCAGGACACAUAUCCGGGGGAAAGUCUGUGUCGAUCUGGCACUUAUGGUUUCCCGAGAGAAAGAAAUUGAAUAACUCAAUGUGAACUGAAAUCAAAAUCAAAGGAUUUCUGCACUUAAUUUAUGUCGUCUUAAUCACCUUUGGGAAUGUCUCAUUUGCUCACCUGCCAUCGAACGUUGUCCACUCUGCAGAACCCACAUCAUAUGGCAGAGAGUGUUUCUGAAGUGCAUAUGACACUACCGUAUCUACGGGUUGGUGAUGAAAUAACGACAAUGCCACCUUUGAUCUAGCUAUUUUAGUUCUGUUCUUUUUGACAAAAUCAUUCAGAUAGAAAUGAAGAAUUUGUCAAUAGAUUUGCAUGAACAGUGAGCAGAGAAAAUAGAAUACACUUUGUCUCAUAUACCACAAAACCCCUUUAGCAUAUGCAUACCUGGUAGUUGUCAUCUGACACAUGUGGCACCAGGAUAUGGUGUUAAUAUUCAUAUUUUGAUUGCUGGAAACAAACUAGGAUUGUGAACAGUGUCAUCUUUUCUAUGUACUUACAUUAUAUGAUUUGCUUAUCAUACAAACAACAAGGGGGUACGGGUGGCCCAGUCGUAUAAGGCGCCGCGAGUCGCUGUGCAGAGAAGCGUCCCUUGAUUGUUGGGUCGAAUUCCGGUUCGCCCUGAUUAUGUUUCUGGGUUUGUCAGCACCAUA